UGGUAACACUGGUACAUUGAACGCGACGACGCCAGCAGAGCAGCAAAAAAUUGCAAUAUUAAUAAUAAUUAAACGUAAACCCCGGUUCUUAGCUUCUUUUGAUAAAAAAUAAUAGAUAAAAUCGGUAGUGAAACAUACACAAUUGUGGAUAAUUAUUGUGUCAAGUGUGCUGGCAAGGUGUCGGAACUGUGUUGUGGGGUGUAAAUAUGCGCGGCGCAUUUCUCUACUACUGUAACAUUAAUUGCGCUUCGACUGCGACUUUAUUAUUUGCUGCAAGAUGAGGCGAUCAGGUGGCGCGCCUAAAAAGUGUACUACUAACAAUAUAAUAUGUCUACCUAAAACCAAAGUGCAACGGCAGUGUGUGUGAAAAGUGUACAAAAUAAAACAAAGAAACAAGUAAGAAAAAGUAAAGUGAAAAUUAGAUGCAGAAGGGAACAGAGUAAAGAGUAAUAAAGGUACUCACUCCCAUACACUGACACUCACACAGAAGUACGUGCCAGCACCAAUACCAUCAACCAAAAACGCAUACACUCACGCACAUACAAGAGGACACACACACAUAUAUACGCUAAACACGAAGGCAUCGGUAAUCGUAAUCGACUGUUGUUGUUAUCCUGUUCAUUCUUGUCGCGCUACGUCGUGUGAUCCUUUGUUGUUGUUCACAGCGGCAGCAGCUGUGCCGUCUGCUGCUUUAAGCUGAAAACAGCACAUACGAAUACAAUCGUUCGUGUCCGGGUCGUGUUACUUGCUUACUACUGACUGCCUUGCCUUGCAAUCGGUCGUCGUUAUUGUUGUUUUUUUUAUUUAUUUGUUGUUGCCUGGGCGUCCUUGAAGUUCGUUCAGCUGCCCAGUCAGGCAGUCAGUGUUUGCGCUGUUUUGUUUUGUGCGUGCAAAAAAGUGUGCCCAGCAGCAGAAAGUAGCACAGUGAGAAUAGCAAAAUGCCGCCAGCAUUAAUUGGCAUUUCGGAGUUUGUGGAGGAGACGCGGGAUGACUACAAUUCCCCCACCACCUCCACAUUUGCAUCCCGCAUGCCGGAUUGCCGUCAAACGAUUAGCAUACUGGAAGAGCGCCUCGAGUUUGAUCGCGAGGGUCUGACGAAGCUAAAGAAGGCCGUCAAAGCCAUACACAACUCGGGCAAUUCGCAUGUGGACAAUGAAAUGUUUAUGAUGCGCGCCCUGGAGCGCUUGGGCGGCAAGGUCAUUGAUCAGGAUGAGCCUGACAUUGGCGCCGCCUUUCUCAAGUUCUCUGUGGUCACCAAAGAGCUCAGUGCACUGAUGAAAACACUGAUGCAAAACAUCAACAAUAUUGUCAUGUUUCCGGUUGACUCGAUGCUGAAGAGCGAACUGCGCGGCGUCAAAGGCGAUAUGAAGCGUCCAUUUGAUAAGGCGGCCAAAGACUACGAGGCCAAGUUUAUCAAAAUUGAAAAGGAGAAAAAAGCCCAGGCUAAGGAAGCGGGCAUGGUGCGCACUGAGAUUGAUGCCGCUGUGGUGGCGGAUGAAAUGGAAAAGGAGCGUCGCCUUUAUCAGCUGCAGACCUGCGAAUAUCUGCUCAAAUAUAAAGAGAUUAAAACAAAAACUGGCAUUGAGCUGCUGCAGCAUUUCAUCGAGUAUUAUCACGCGCUUAACAAUUACUUCAAAGAUGGCUUGCAAACGAUUGAACACUUUGGCACGUACAUUGGGGAUUUGAGCGACAAACUGCAUGUGAUCAAGCAGAAACAGGACGAGGAUCGACGCAGCCUGUUGGACUUGCGAACAUUGUUACGCAGCACACCCGACUUUGAGCGUGUCGAUAAUGUGCCAGCAUCGUCGGAGAAUCGUAGCGGUGGAGCGGGCGCCGGUUACUCGCUGCAUCAGCUGCAGGGUGACAAGCAUCAUGGUGUCACUCGUCAGGGCCAUUUGUUGAAAAAGAGCGAGGGCAAAGUGCGACGUGUGUGGCAAAAGCGUCGCUGUCGCGUCACCAGCGAUGGUUUCUUGGACAUUUUCCAUGCGGAUGAGUCGAAGCCGCCGACGCGCGUUAAUCUGCUCACCUGCCAGAUUAAGCCGGUGCCGGAUGACAAGCGUGGUUUUGAUCUAAUCAGCUACAAUCGCCCAUAUCAUUUUCAAGCGGAGGACGAGUCAGAUCAAAAAGCCUGGAUGGCUGUGCUGGUCAACUGUAAGGAGAAGGCUCUGACCAAGGCUUUCCAGCAUGCCAAUCCACAGAUGAGUCCCAGUCUCGUGGAGCUGCAAAAGACCGUCAUACGCUAUGUGCAACUGUUGCCCGGCAACGACAGAUGCUGCGAUUGCGGGUCGCGAAACGAUGUUACUUGGAUCAGCUUAAACUUUGGGAUCUUGGUGUGCAUACAGUGCUCAGGAGUGCAUCGUGAUCUGGGAGUGCAUCAUUCACGCAUACAGAGUCUCACGUUGGACAAUCUGACCACAGCGAAUCUGUUAAUUGCACGUGCCAUGGGCAACAGCACUCUGAAUGACAUUAUGGAGGCUAAGUUGGGCCGAGGCAAGCUCAGUCAUGAGAGCAGCAUGGAGGAACGCUACGAUUUCAUACGCGCCAAGUAUGUGGCCAAGCGCUAUGUGAUGCGCACUUGUGCGGACGACAAUGAUCUGCGCUGCGAUCUGGAGCAGGCCAUAGUUAAUGCGGACAUGAGUCAACUGCUACAGGUGUGGGCAGAGGGUGCAGAUCUUACCUGUUGUCUGCCCAGCUCAGAUGCGGGCGAAACUGCCCUUCAUUUGGCUGUACUGCGCGAGGCGGGCUCCACGUUGCACAUUGUUGAUUUCCUCAUACAGAAUAUGCCGCCCAAAGGCUUGAAUAAAGCCACCAAUCCGCCCGGACUGCUUGAUGUCACCGGCAAAAAUACGCCAUUACAUCUCUGUGCUCUGCACGAUCGGCGCGAGUGCAUGAAGCUAUUGCUGCGCUCCGGCGCCGAUUAUGAGCUCAGAAAUUCACAGAACAAAACAGCGCUGGACAUUGCCAAAGAGAUGGGUCACAACAGCUGCAAGGAGCUGAUUGAAUGUGCCAUAAAGCGUGAGAAGAGCGCCUUCGAUCACAUCAACACGGACUGGAAUUUGCCAAACGAGGAUGGUUCCACGGACUUUAGUGACGAUGAAACCGUUAUCGAUGAGCGCAAGUCUCGUUCACGUCCGCCCAGCUUUGCUGGCGGUGAUUCACCGGUGUUGCGUUCACGCUCCUCCACCUGCGACUCCAUACAGUCCAGUUCUAGUCCAAUUGCCAAUUGUCCGAGUCGUCAGUUUACGAUGCCCGGAUAUACACAAUCUGCGGGCACCUCGCCCAAACAGCACACGAAUGUUGGCCAGUAUCUGGGCAGUGGCAACAAUUUGGGUGUGAACAGCAGCAGCGGCAACGGCGGUGGAGGCUCUAGUCCCAGCUCGGCAUGCAGUCAAAAUGUGCGUGCUGCACGCAAUAGCCUGAACAUGCAGAGUGAACUGGCCCACGUGACGGGCGCUAGAAAAUCCACGUCCACGGCUAACAUGAACUCUUUAAAGAAGCGCACAGCACCUGCUCCACCGCCAGGUACUUUAGGCGGCGCGCCUUCAAGCAUAUUCUAUGGCACACUGCCGCAUCCGCCCAGGCAUUCGCAGAACAUGGAUGCGAAUGACAUACGCGCCAUCAAUCAUAAGAAUCAAUCCAUGGACGUAGCCUACGGCACGUUGCCGCAUAUGCGCAGUGUGGAGAGCUCGCCACGCAUUACAGGCGGCAGUGGAGCUGGCGGCGGGGGAGAAAGAGGAGGCGGUGUUGCUGGCAAUGGCAGCAACAGCAACUUGAUGCCGGCCAUGACUUCAUUCGGACACAAGCGUUCACCAAGCGGCGAGUCCUUGAAUCGUAAUAUUCAUUUGGCGGGUGCCAAGCUGGUACUGCCCCCUACUGGAGAGCUGCCUACGCUGAAGCAUGUGGACAAAUCGGCGCUAAUGAGACCCAAGAUACCACCACCAGGUCCGCCUGCAGAGCGGGAGAUACCAAAUGGACAGUCUAAUGAGAGCAUCAGUUCCAUGGACGAAGGACCUAUUGCACCGCCACGCAAGCGCAAGCAACAUAACUUGUUGAGAUUAGACCAUUCCAGCGAGGAAACGCUUAUCAAUCAAUCCGCCAAUUUUACGGACUAUGAGUCUUGGCAUACGGAUAUGGACUCUUCUGGCGGCGGUUUGGAUCACUCAGCCGAGUCGAAUGUAUCAUCCAGCGAUAACGACAGACUCAACUCAUCGCCGGAUAACCAGGGGAAAAAUGCCAGUGGCGUUGGAUCUGGUGGCAAAUUGCACUACAAUGGACAACGGCGUUGCCGUGCUUUGUAUGAUUGCGUGGCGGACAACGAUGAUGAGCUUGAAUUUAAGGAGGGUGAAAUACUGAUUGUGUUAAAUGAGCGCACAGACGACGAGAAUUGGAUGGAGGGUAUUAUUGAGGGUCAUCCAGCGAGGCGUGGCAUGUUCCCCGUUAGUUUUGUACAUAUGCUGCCCGACUAAGUGGUAACUCUGUGUCCCAAUUGUAUGAAUGUUUGUGUGGGAUAUUAUUUAUUACAAUUUUUCUAUCAUAAUCCUAUUAUAUAUAUUUAUUUGCUUUACUCGGUUGUAAGCACACAUACACACAGGAGCUAUACAAGUGUCUCAAAUGGGGAAACGUAAUUAUUUACAACUCUUAUUAAAAGUACCCAAUAUGUAAACCACAGACGUAUUUACUAUGUAUUUUUUUAAAUUAAAUACUGUACUCGUUUUUAAAGCAUAUACUAUAAGUAGGAACCGCUUUGAAUUGCUUUUAACAAACUGAAUAUGUCCUGCAAAUGUGUUAUAGGCUAUUUAAGUUGCUAGCUAUAACUACCAUCAUAUUAUUAUUAACUAUAUAGAACUUUUAAUUGCUAGCCAAAAAAACAUCACGCGGUCCUCAAAAAAGUUACUCUCCGAUGCUGUAAAAAUCAAUUGAAUCGAGAAAAUAAUGUAUUGAUAUAUGCACUAGGUUGAAUGCAAAUCGAUAUCGAUGAAAUUAUGUAUUGAUUAUGCUUAACAAUACGCUGCCAUAUACAAAUACAUAUAUAGUAUGUAUGUACUAACAAUAAGAAAAUAAAAAGCCGACGUGGUCUGGCUUCUUACUUUACAUUGAACACUCGUACACAAAUUAUGUAAUCUUGUUGAUGGAUUGAAAUGAAAGUUUAUAAAACAACGUUAAUAAAAACAAAUAGUUUACUCAAAUUAAAACUUAACUCAAUUGCAAACACAUAAAUCGUAAAUAAACCCUAUAAUGCUAUUACAAGAAAAAUACAUAUAAUAAUGCUCUAAAACAUAAUCUAAGUAAACCUUUCAACCCCUGUACCUAGAAGUUGUUACCAAUUAAGCACACAUAUAUUAUAUAUAUACAUAAAUAUGUAUCUAAUUCCAAAGCGCAGUCGAGAAAGAAAAUCAUAAGAAAUCUGGAAUGUUUCAACUUUGUUGUAUACCAUUACAUCAUCAUUAUUGUAUAUGUAUGUAAACUGUAGAUACAAUUUUUUUUAAUGUACACAACACCACCCUUUACAUUUUGUAUACACAUUUCAGUAUUUAUUUUAGCAAAAACCUUAAUAUUAUAUUAUAAAACAACAUAUUUGAUAUUAUACUUAAGACAAAUAAAAGAAAAA
Molecule: messenger RNA, 5608 nt
Organism: Drosophila albomicans
Lineage: Eukaryota; Metazoa; Arthropoda; Insecta; Diptera; Drosophilidae
Gene: Asap
Product: arfGAP with SH3 domain, ANK repeat and PH domain-containing protein
Exons: 13
Coding region: 939-4466 (1175 amino acids)
Biological process (GO): positive regulation of GTPase activity
Cellular component (GO): cytoplasm
Molecular function (GO): protein binding; GTPase activator activity
Source: RefSeq, a predicted model, not a curated record